CUCAAGCCAGACCAUAAGCCAGUUCCUGGGAAUGCUGGAAACAAAGUUUGUCCUUUUGGGCAAGUAAAAUGCAGCUGUUGCUGUAAGGGCAAAAGUGCUUGUCCGAACAACAUAUGUGGCGCCAUCUAUGACUUUAUUGUGCAGCAUCAUGCCUCCACGCCACCUGCACCUAACUGGAAAAACAGCGAUGCUCUACAGUGGGUGACAGAUCCUUGGAGCAUUUGUAAGUGUUUUAUAAAUGCUCCAGGGUACGAGCAGAAACAAUCUGCUUGUGAAACUGAUUGCACUGGGCUAUUACAUCUAAUGAUAAAUAAUCAGUAUUUUCAUAGCCACAUUGGAUGCAAUGUCACAGGAACAAACAACCUUUUUUCAAAGGUACGUCAGUAUAGAAAUAAUAUUUUCCACUCAAGCAGCAUGGAAUUAGAAGAAAGUGAGGCCAAUUCAUAUAUUGACGAUAUGAUAGCAGUUUUACAAGAUGGUAAAGAGCUAUUACAACAACCAGAUGCCCAGAUAGCGGUGAAGAAACUUCAAGAUCUGAAGAAGAAAGAUUUCAUUAUUUCUACUGAAAGCUUUGAAGAAAUUCUGAGAGAAAUCAAGGAAGAAAUGGCAAAAGUUCUGAAAUCGACAGAAAAUGCUGCAACUAAAGACGAAUAUGAUGAUCUGAAGAAGAAGCUAAUAGACCUUGAAGCCAAGAUGUCUGGUGAAAAGAAGGGAAAGCUGGAAAUUGAAAAAAAACUUGAAGGACUAAAGAACACAAUAAAAGAACUUGAAACCAAAAUGUCUAAAGUAAACGACGAAAAUCUUGAGAAUGCAGAAUUGAACAAGAAACUUGGAGUCUUAGAAACUCUUGUUUCAGAACAGAAAAAGGAGAUGGCAAAAAUUAAGAAAGAAACCUCAUCAGGUCAAAGUCAGGCAGAGUAUGAGCAAACCAAGUUAGGUGAGUGAAUAUUUGUUUUGAUG
Molecule: messenger RNA, 960 nt
Organism: Ruditapes philippinarum (Manila clam)
Lineage: Eukaryota; Metazoa; Mollusca; Bivalvia; Venerida; Veneridae
Source: RefSeq, a predicted model, not a curated record